UUUAAAACUGUUGUUAGACGACUGAGACCUUUAAAAAGUUAUUUUAAAAUCAAGGACAUCAAAUUUUGGGAAAAAAGUUGAGUUGAGGAUUGCCAAAGUGUUAAUUUUGAAGAUUCCAACUUCACUCUCUCCAUUGAUUGUUUUGAUAAUAAUCAAGUCGUUCGACAGCUUCCUAUCGUUGCCACCCACACAUCUUUAAAAGGCUGACGCAACGUGUUAGGAGGUAUUUCCCAGGUGAUCGUUCGCGUAAAAUCUUUUACUAUACCCAUUCACCCUUUAGCUGAUGCUCACAGUAAGUAGAUCGAAGUGGUCAAGUGAUCGUUCAACGAUUAUCCACUAACAUUGGUUUCUCGCAGUUGUACAAGUUUGACAUUGUAUUGAGUCGAUUAAAACACUGGUUGAACUUCAGUCGUCAUACUAUGGGCGGUUUACAAUUCACGUAACGAUAUCGCCAUUAGGAUAUACGCUGUCGAGGCGCGGAAUCCCAAACAGAUAGAAAAUCCCCUUCGACUAGCGUAACCAACCAGUUUAGGUGAUUCAUAUUACCGGCUGCUGUAUCAGAAAGGUAAUUCUAGUUUCACAGAAUCAUUCGCAAUGCAGUAGCGGGUCAGAACGGAGCCUAAAUCACACUUAUCUGCUAAUCGAACGAACAACAAAUUCAAAGAUUUAAAUAAGCCAUACUUACGGUGCCAAAACUUUAGGAAGGAUGAGCAAAUUGUUGCGUUUUGCGGUACUUCGGGUCAACGGAAACAGCUUUAAUCGGACGCUCAGUUCCAAGGCAACCCCGGUUCAGCUUGACCCGCCAUCGACUGCGACGAAACGCAUAUGGCAGCUCCUGUUCGGAAAGUACCUUCUCGUGACCAAUACCAUCAGUUCGGGGCUGCUGAUGGCGGUCGGUGAUAUUGCCGCUCAGGAAAUCGAACAGCGGCGACACGGAACCGAGGACCAGCCGUAUAACUGGGUGCGAUUAGGUCAAAUGACGCUGAUUGGAUUCGCGCAGGGUCCCAUGCAUCACUUCCUCUACAAAUGGAUGGAUCGAUUCCUGCCAAAGUCCGACACCCGAACAGUAUUCAAAAAAAUUGGCAUCGACCAGUUUGUGUAUUCGCCUAUUUUCAUUGUCAGCUAUCUGUACAGUGCCGGCCUUCUUGAAGGAAACAGCAUACAGGAAUGCACCGACGAGCUGACGGAUAAAUUCAGCACCAUCUACACCGCCGACUGGAUGGUGUGGCCACCGACGCAGUUUAUCAACUUCUAUCUCAUUAGUCCCAAGUAUCGAGUAUUGUACAUUAACGCCAUCACGACGCUCUACAACGUGUUCAUCUGUUAUGUCAAGCACAAUGACGAUCUGCGGAUAGCACCAACUUUGGGAAAGAAACAGUAGACGAACAUAUAGGAAAACUAAAGGACAAACCUGAAAUUGUAUGUAGAAAUUUGGAAAAUUAGCUGAUAGUUAUGUGUACGCAUAAGAGAAGCAGUGUAUAUACAUAUAUGCCAAACAUUGGAGAAACAACAAGUAUUUAAUAAUUUAUUGAAAAAAAGUGCUGAAGUCACUAGGGAUAAUGAAACAUGUUUAAAACAUGUUUUCUUAAAAAAGAUAAACCAUUCACACACAGGACGCUUGUUUAACAUUCGCUCCCCUAAUGGUUUUUCUUUUGGUUCUCGUCAUAAGUAGCCGAAAUGAUUGAUGUUUCAAAAAAGGUAAUACUUUAUUGCUUGCAUAUCCUUGUGAUAUUACCUACUGUGUUGGCGUUCGAAAUCUUUGCUUAAUUAUUUUUCGUUGUUGUCUUCUUGCAUAACCUUCGUUUUGGACCAUAAAUUUUAAUCUUAUAGACUAGAUAUGUAAGUUUUUGUUGUUGUUAUUAUUGUGAUUAUCAUUUUCAGAACCAUCCGAACGUGGUUGGAAUGUUUCUAUGGCAAGUAGAGACUAUUUGUUCACAAAGUAAUAAACAUAGUAGCUUAAUAAAUGGAAAGCU
This is a messenger RNA of Uranotaenia lowii, 1973 nucleotides long. RefSeq names its product mpv17-like protein 2. Gene Ontology annotation, cellular component: cytoplasm; membrane. Lineage: Eukaryota; Metazoa; Arthropoda; Insecta; Diptera; Culicidae. Gene Ontology annotation, biological process: mitochondrial ribosome assembly. The transcript is spliced from 3 exons. The coding region runs from base 707 to 1381 and encodes 224 amino acids. The record is from RefSeq and is a predicted model, not a curated record.